Molecule: messenger RNA, 7206 nt
Organism: Pseudoliparis swirei
Lineage: Eukaryota; Metazoa; Chordata; Actinopteri; Perciformes; Liparidae
Product: DNA-binding protein RFX7-like
Exons: 9
Coding region: 1-4356 (1451 amino acids)
Biological process (GO): regulation of transcription by RNA polymerase II
Molecular function (GO): DNA-binding transcription factor activity, RNA polymerase II-specific; RNA polymerase II cis-regulatory region sequence-specific DNA binding
Source: RefSeq, a predicted model, not a curated record
AUGUUGUUUAGCCCGAGUACGCCCGUCCACGACUCCCGCCCAGUCCAGCCCAGACUCGCGCCGAGGCCCGCCGUGAUGGCCGAGGAGGACCCCGAGCAGCAGCCGGACCGCGGGGCGAGGAGUCCGCCCGGCCUGCUCACCGGGCUGCAGGGCGCUGAGGCCAGUGCUCUGCAGCUGAGGAUCAAGAACUCCAUCUGCAAAUCUGUUCAAUCAAAAGUGGAAAACAUUCUGCAAGAUGUGGAGAAGUUCUCAGACAUUGAAAAACUCUACCUCUACCUUAAGUUGCCUUCUGGUCCAACCAGCAUCAUUGAUAAAAGUGACCAGAGCGCCCUGUCAUCAAGCCGCACUCAGCAGAUGCAUGCGUUUAACUGGAUCCGCCAUCAUCUGGAGGAAUACCCAGAGACAUCUCUUCCCAAACAGGAGGUCUAUGAUGAAUACAAGAGCUUCUGUGACAAUCUAAACUACAAUCCACUGAGUGCUGCGGAUUUUGGAAAAAUGAUGAAAAAUGUCUUCCCGAACAUGAAGGCGCGUCGACUUGGCAUGAGAGGAAAAUCAAAAUAUUGCUACAGUGGACUGAGGAAGAGGCCCUUCGUCCACAUGCCAUCUUUACCAUCUCUGGAUCUCCAUAAAACAGGAGAUGGGCUCCAGUGUGAUGUUUUAGAGUCACCGGGCCAGCUGAGCAGCAUAAAGGAGGAAGUGCGAUUUGCAGCCUGUGACCUGGUGUGCGAGUGGGCCCAAAAGGUGCUGAAACGGCAGUUUGAUGCCGUGGAAGACUUGGCUCGCUUCCUAAUCGACAGCCAUUACAUCAGCAACAAGUCUCUGGCAGCUCUCACCAUUGUCACCGGCACAGCAACAGAGGCUAAGCCUUCACAGACGGUCUCAGCGUUCGUCCCCACUGCUGAGGCUCACUCCUUCCAGCCUCACGGCACGACGCUGUCCUCACCCUCCGUCGAUGCAAAGCAGCAGCUCCAGAGGAAGAUCCAGAGGAAACAACAAGAACAGAAGCUGUACUCCCCUUUACCUGGAGAGGGACACGUCAAGAGGGCGGAUGACGGUGUGCCUUGUGCCAGCCCAAGCCCUCCGUCACCUCAGCCAACUAUCGGCAUCGUGGUGGCUGCUGUGCCGAACCCCAUCACGGUACAAAGAGGCAGGCAGCUGUUGUCCCCCAGCCCAAUGGGAACAGUAGAGGGCAAAAUGCUGCCAAUUAACUUCCAAAUGGUGACCCAGCCGGUCCAGGCCGUGAAACAGAGCCCCAAAACCCCACAAAGUCUUACAGCAAGUCCAGUGGGAGAACGCACGGUUCGGCAGCGCUAUGCGCAAAUCCUGCCCAAACCUGUGGCCGCGACUGCUAUCACUUUGCGCUCGCCCUCCACCAUGAUCAUCGGGAGCAGCCCUGUGAAGACUGUGUUGACCACAUGUUGCGUCAGCCCAGUCAGUUUAGUCCAGAUGACAGCCAUAUCACUCUCACUCAACGGCAGCAAUACCACCACUCCCCUCGCAAACGCCACUCUGCGACCGGCUUCCGCCGGCAUUAGUGGUACUCUGUUUGCAGAAGACAUCAGCUCAAGUCAAAGCAUGAGGAGUACUUCUGCAUUCCCCAUCCUGGCCCCGGUGGCCAGGUUCGGGCCGACUACUAACACUCGUGCCAUCGAUGUUGAAAUGGAAGUUGAAGCUAUACAUAAAUACAGCCAAAUGCAAAAUCCUGGUGCUCUAGUUUUUCCUCAAGAGGCAAUGGCAAAUAGGGCUGGAGGGGCUUUCCAGAGGGCUGCUAGUGUUCCCAUAACUCAGUCUAAAGGCUUCUUGAGUCUGGAGAACACAUCCAGCACCAAUCGCAAUGGAAAUUCCUCUAAUACUGUUAGACCAGUUGAAAAUAGCAAUAAUAGUGCAAAUAAUACAAGCGCCUUGCACUCAACUCCGAAUACCAGCGCUGUUUCUUUACUGAACACCAGCACACGACCUUCAUUUGGGGAAAGCAGCAGUGUAAUACCAGCAACGGAAGGUUUCCUGCCCACUAAGAGCCUCAGGAAACGUUCCAGCCUCAGUCCAGACCUUUCUCCCAUCAAACGGGCUUUCAUGCACCAGCAGCCAGUAGAGGGCGGCGCUGGUCUUGGAUAUGGGAUUAGAAACACGGUCCCUAACCUCCUCAGGCCAGGAGCUCCAACUAGACCUGAAAGCGCACCAGCUGCCAGAGAGGUAGAGACGAGAAUGAUCUCUGCCCCAUUCGCUCAAGUCCACGCACCUUGCACUUCCUCCGUCAGAGCCAGUGGCUUCUACUCUGUUGCCAAAACACAGAGCUCAAUGCAGAGGAAAAACACUUCCACUGUAAUGGAAACUUGCCCCUCAGUCAGUCACCCAUUAAUUCAGCAACAACAGGGGCACACGAUGUCUAACGUGCAUGCCGUACCGAAUAACCACGGCCUCCAAACACAUUCAAAUGUGAGUGAUGUUCGGGGUUCAGCCCCAGGGAGCCUGGAGGGAGCUCAACAACAUACCUAUUCUAAGUCUAUCCCUGUUACGACACCCUUAGACUUUUUGAAUCAAGCUUCAUCCUCAAGCCAGCUCCCGAUGCAGACUGAUAUGGACUACUUCCCCUUUGAUGAUGAUGUGACUCAGGACAGCAUUGUGGAGGAGCUGGUGCAGAUGGAGGAGCAGAUGAAGCUUAACCAGCAGGAGUUUGGAAACUGUGUUACACAGGGCCAACAGGCUGCGAUGCCAGACAGCCUCGUGUCUACCAAUCAGACCAUGACCACCUACUAUCAUGCCACAAGCUGCCGCAGCAACCCCAUCCAGACGCCAACACCUACUCCAACUCCCACAUCGGAAAUGAUCGGAGGAGUCCAAGGCUUCACCAGAGAGAGCCCCUUCUCCCGCAUCGCCUCCACGACACCAGUGGACAGCGCACUGGGAAGCAGUCGACACACCCCAGCUGGUACUCCGCACUCCAACUGCAGCAGCACUGUGCCUCCCAGUCCAGUGGAGUGCAGGAACCCGUUUGCAUUCACACCCAUCAACUCCAACGUCACUGGUUUCCACGACGGCAGCACCAUCUCCAGCAGCCCAGUCAAGCCCAUGCAGAGACCGAUGGCAACCCACCCAGACAAGACCAGGCUGGAGUGGAUGAAUAACAGCUACAACAGCAGCAGCAAUGGGAGCUUGAACAAGUCAAACAGUGGAAUGGGAAUCCUCCCCAGCUAUCAAAGCCUGAUCGGUGACCAUUUCCAAAAACCCCACGCUUUCGCCAUCCCUCACGCACGGCACCACGACAGCCAUUUUGGCCGCUUGACUCCCAUCUCGCCGGUGCAGCAGCAGUUCGCCAACACGGCCAAGCAGGAGGGCUUUGCUGUGCCGGCCCCUCUGGAUAACAAAGCCGCCAACACAGCCGCCUCGACCUUUCGAUGCCGCAGUGUAAGCCCCGCCGUGCAUCAGAGGAACUUGUGUGGAAACACAGGAAACCUUCCCCAUAUCCCUCAGUCGGUCGUGUCUCCCUUUCACUCUCCCGUCACGCUAGAGAUGUUGAACAUCUUCGCGAACAGCCAGACGCAGUUUGGGGUGAGCAGCAUGGCGCAGAGGAGCCAUUCUGUGCCGCUCAACAUCCUGAUGCAGACUGAAGUCCAGCCCCCGCCGGGCCAACGCUGCAACAGCAAAAACAUCGCCAAUGUCCUUCUGAGCAAGCUGGAUGGGGACCAUGACGACACGGUUCGGGGGCUGGGCAUCAAUAACUUACCCUCCAGCUACACUGCACGCAUGAACCUCACCCAGAUCCUUGAAUCCGACCCCGACCUCUCCUGCAGUGAUCACCACCUCAGCCUGAUGACCUCUGACUCCUCCACCAGCAGAUGCAAGUUGCAGAGGCCAGAUUACCUCAUCGAAAAUGCAAUUAAUGAACAAAUGAUUCUCUCAGCAGGUGACAGCCGAGUACAGUCGGCUUCCAGAGAGCAGCAUCGACAACAGGCCCAGUCGAUGUUGUUGACGCUGUGCUCACAGCAGCAUCAAGAAGAACUGCAGCAGCAGUUGGAUUUCAGCAGCACGGUGAAAGACCUGCUGGCAGACAACGGCCUCACUGCUGGCAGUCAGCUCCUGGACCAGGGGUCGGAGAUAACUACAGGCACAGCCGAUUUCCCUUGUGAAAUCCGAUUGACAUCGGAGCUCUCCAGUAGCAUCAAUGACCUUAACGCGUUGGACACGGACCUGCUGUUUGACCCCAGCCAGCAGCAAGGCCAAUACCAGCAUGCUGCUGCAGAGGACGAGUUGGUGAAUGAUGUGCUGUUUCAGCAAAUUACCAGCGACACAGCACAUUCAAGUGGACUUGACUGGCUGGAAAGCAAAGAUCAUCCAACUGUUGGCUUGAUAGGUUGAGAAUAGAGCUUUUUUUGUGUGUCAUGUUGAACAUGUGAACCUGUUGUUCUUGUUUGUUUAUUUAUUUUCAGGCAUUUACACUUUAUAUAAUGCAACACUGGACACAUUGAGGUGUGUCCGGUUUAAGUGCCAGGCUGAACGGCAACAAUGCUGCAGCACUCUGAUUAAAAUGCUGGUCAUUUCCGUGUAAUCAGAGGACAUCGCCUCACAUUGGUUCCUCAAGUUAACAAAAGGUGCUGAACAAAUAACAAUCUUUCACUGGAAAGUCUGAAAAAACAUAACACAGCUAUGGAUUUCUUAGUGUAAAGAAAUGUAGACAUUUCUGAAAAAAGGAUUAUCAUGAAGAAGAAAAAAUAAUACUAAUAAUACAAAAAUAUUUAUCAUUGUGACUAACUCUUUUAACUGAAGCAUUAUCUAACGAAAGCAUAAUGUGAAUAAUGAUUGCUGAACUAAUAAUACGUCAUAUUUGCAACAUUUGUGUGCGAUGCAUAUUCACUGAAAAAAACCUGCAAGUAUAACAAGUUAUCUUUGCAGGAGCGUUAGGUGUCAGUCUAGUCUAUGUCUUUGUUUUUAGCAGAAAAAGAUUUUUAACACGACAUGUUUGAAAGUAUACACAUAAAUAUGAUUCAGUGACAGAAACAGAGAGCAAAAUUCAUCCAUAGAAAUCCCGUUAAUAUAUUCCUAUGAUCAGCUGGAGUUGGCAUGGAGCAUAUGAUGAGGAUGCAGAACAAUUUAAAAUAUGCAAUGAAUUAGCUGAUUAUAUAAAAAAUUAACAUUGAUAAAUCAAUUUGAUGGAAUUCAUAAAAGAGAGGGAUCAAUGUAAAAACUGUCAGUUUCUGUGGUCCACAUGUUCAAGGUUUGAGGUGUCGUUUAUUUAUAUGUGGUCCCAGACUUUGUGCCUCUCUAACGGAUUCAAAGAGUCAACCAAGUCAUCCUCUCACGCCUUCAUCUCCCGAAUCAAACGUCUGCUCAUUAUGGAGCUCAGACCGCUUGAAGAGGAUGAUAUCAAUAAUAGAAUUUGGCCUCUUUUGCACUUUGUAUUGUUUUCUAAGCCACAUUUUGCAAACGUUUAGAAAAAGAGAAAUUGUCUUUUAUAAUCUGCACUUUAACGUUGCAGAAACUCUCAUGAUACUCUUUUAUUAACAUGGAAAAACAUUUCUUUGUUUGUUGUUCAAUCCAUAUAAAGAAAACCAGCAGUGUAAGAUGAGGGCUCUACUCUUAAUCACUUGUAGAUCCAAAUGGAAAGAAUUUAUGAAAUAACUAUUUGAUAAUAAUUAAACUAAACCCCAUGAAUGUGGGGUUUCUGCACUUUUAGAUUAUGAUUCUUGUAGAAAAGAAGUUAGAGUAAGAGUUAUGGGACAUAAUAAUAGCCAUUUUCUUAGCACUCAGAAAAUGCAUUAUUGUAUUGUUUGCAAAUAACUUAUUUGAUUAAGCGGUGGAGGUUUUCAUCUGAUAAAAAAUAUAUUACAUUUAUUAAAUUGAGCGUUAAUUAACUCCUUAUCUCUAAAGAACUUGAACAAUUUUGCUUCCUACUGUAGCACUCCUCAUUCUGCACUGACAAUCUGUAACACUUGUGUUUCUUAACAUGCACUGAGUUUUAUUUGAAUGCUGGAGGAACAUGAUUGACUGCAUGGCCUGAGAAGAUUAAUCAUAAAGUCACUGAUCAUAUAUGAAAGUGUUGAUUUGCACUGAUUUAGAGCUGUGUGUGAAGAAGUCAUGCAACCACAGAUGAGAUGAGACUCACAGGUGCUCCCUGAGGGUUCUGGUUUCUGAGCCUUAUGUCCAUACCAAAGACAAAUUGUUACAUAUAACCUGCAAUAACAUGCACUAAGAUAUUGGCUGACAUACUGAGUUAUGUCUAGUAACAGCCAUAACAAAGAUUCUGUAAUGUGAAGAAUAAAAUGGGAAAUAAGUGAAACAUUGGGGACAGUUGGAGCACUGGAAAAACCUUUCUUUAUAUAAUCAGGACAAUGUUAUGAUUUUUUAGUUUACUGUUGUUGGUGAUUUUAUAAAACCAACAGGUAAAUAAGGUUUUAUAGAGGCAAAAAAGACACUGUAAUUCAUCAUGUUUCUCUGUGUUAGCAUUAGAGAGUGUGUUUUUAUUUUUUUGUCAGUCUCACCGUCGUUCAGGUUGUUUGUGUGUUUACUAUUUAUUCAGAGUGUGUUGUUUGUACAGAAGAUGUAACCUUGCAAACUAAUAUUGAACAUUCGCAACAAUCAUAAUGUUUGGUAGCAUACAUGUUCAGUGUCAGCAUAUAACCACAUAGUAUACGGUAUACUGUUGUUCAACAGAUGAUUGGUCCAAUGAGGUGAAAAAUAUGAAAAUGUAACAAAAUUCGAAACCUUUCAGAACUGAAUUUUGACAGAAAAUUGCUCAAAAUGUGUAAAUCGGACAAUCUAAUUAUACGGUGUAAUAUUAAUGUCAUGAUAUAUUGCGAAUGCAGAACAUUAAAUCUCUUUCAGUAUCUUGAUAAAUAUUGUGCGUUGUUUUAUACAUUUUUAGAAAACCUUUAAUUUCUCUAAAAGCAGAUCAUGUAUGUUAUAUAUAGUCUCAUUUUGAUUAUGAUUUGACAUCGAUCAAUUUAGACAAACGUUUCUUAUUUAUGUUUUAGUUUAUCUUUCCUGUGUCUGUGAAAACCGGCAACGCAUUGAUUUGGUUCACACUGGUUUGUGUUUGAAGAAGACUUUACCCUUCCUCUUGCUGAAAGUGGUCCAGAGCUGUAGAACUGCCCUCUACUGUUGUGUUGCUGUGAUCAGUGAACGGGGGGAUUUUUUAAUAAGGGGAAGUGCUUGUUGAUAUUGCUUUUUCGAGAGUUUUUCAAACAAUAAACAUUUUUAAGUACAUACGUA